ACUUCUCCCUUUGACUUCCAUCGCCUCCCCUCUCUAUUUAACCCACUAUCGUUUUUCGUUCACGCACUAUCACACUCCUUGCCUUGGCUUCUCUCUUCUUGACAUAUAUAUACGCGUGUGUCCGCCAGACACUUCCAUUAUAGUUGAGCUAGCAAAACCAAACACAUAAACUCUCUUUCUCUUAAUUAGACAUGGCUAGCAAUCAUCACCAUCAGUUUCAGAAGAAUGGCAUGUAUAUAGAAACUCCAGAAGCGUUUGGCGAUGGAGGCAAGAACUUCGAUGACGACGGACGAGUCAAAAGAACCGGGACGUGGGUGACUGCGAGUGCCCACAUCAUAACGGCGGUGAUAGGCUCCGGUGUGCUAUCACUAGCUUGGGCAAUAGCUCAAAUGGGAUGGGUGGCUGGGCCUGCCGUCCUCUUUGCCUUCUCUUUCAUCACCUACUUUACUUCCACUCUUCUCGCUGAUUGUUACCGUUCACCUGACCCCGUCCACGGCAAAAGAAACUACACUUAUUCCAUGGUUGUCAGAUCCGUCCUAGGAGGUAGGAAAUUUAAGCUGUGCGGAUUAGCUCAGUACGUUAAUCUUAUAGGCGUGACCAUCGGCUACACCAUAACUGCGUCAAUUAGCAUGGUGGCCGUGAAAAGGUCGAAUUGUUUUCACAAACACGGGCAUCAUGAGAAAUGUUAUAUAUCAAACAACCCAUUUAUGAUCAUGUUUGCGUGCAUCCAAAUCUUGCUUAGCCAAAUACCAAACUUUCACAAGCUCUGGUGGCUCUCCAUCGUCGCAGCCGUUAUGUCUUUUGCUUAUUCUACCAUUGGCCUCGGACUCUCCAUAGCUAAAGUCUCAUCAGGUGGGGAACACGUACGGACAUCCUUAACAGGAGUGCAAGUUGGAGUGGACGUGACGGGAUCGGAGAAGGUUUGGAGGACGUUCCAAGCCAUCGGAGACAUUGCCUUCGCUUAUGCUUUUUCUAAUGUUCUUAUCGAAAUCCAGGAUACACUGAAACAAAGCCCCCCAGAGAACAAAAUGAUGAAGAGAGCAAGUUCGAUCGGCAUCUUCACCACAACCAUAUUCUACGUGCUAUGUGGCUGCAUAGGUUACGCAGCAUUUGGAAAUGACGCGCCUGGAAAUUUCCUCACUGGCUUCGGCUUCUACGAGCCCUUCUGGCUCAUUGACUUCGCCAACGUCUGCAUCGCCAUCCACUUGAUCGGAGCAUACCAGGUAUUCUGCCAGCCCAUAUUUGGGUUCGUGGAGAACUGGAGCAAGGAAAGAUGGAGCGAGAGCAAAUUCAUAAACCACGAGCAUGCUUUGAACAUUCCUGUGUGCGGGACGUAUAACUUGAACUGGUUCAGAUUGGUGUGGAGGAGUGCUUAUGUGGUGGUGACGGCAGUGAUAGCGAUGAUAUUCCCAUUCUUCAAUGACUUCUUGGGACUCAUUGGUUCGCUCUCGUUCUGGCCAUUAACGGUUUACUUCCCCGUUGAGAUGUACAUUAAGCAGUCGAACAUGCGAAGAUUCUCCUUCACGUGGACAUGGCUCAAGAUACUAAGCUGGGCCUGUUUGAUCGUUUCCAUUAUCUCUGCCGCCGGCUCCAUCCAAGGCCUAGCUCAAGAUCUCAAGAAGUACCAGCCCUUCAAACCUCAACAAUGAUCAUAUAUAUGCAUGCAUAUAUAUGCUCAAAUUCAGAUUCAAGUGCUAUAUAUAUAUAUAUAUAUAAAUAUGUUUGCAUGUUUGUUUAUAGCUUUCUGUUCUGUCAGUUCUUAAUUAUAAUAAUAAAUAGCUGGGUAUAUAUAGUCCGGCGGGGAUAAUUUAAUGUUAUUAAAUGUUCCUAUGAAUGUAACACCUAGCUGCAGCAUAUAUUCAAGUAAGAAAUUUCUUAGAUGCUUUGAAAGCAAAUGAAGCAAUAUAUA
This is a messenger RNA of Neltuma alba, 1909 nucleotides long. Its product is annotated as amino acid permease 6-like. Lineage: Eukaryota; Viridiplantae; Streptophyta; Magnoliopsida; Fabales; Fabaceae. The record is from RefSeq and is a predicted model, not a curated record. The coding region runs from base 192 to 1649 and encodes 485 amino acids. The transcript is spliced from 7 exons.